Messenger RNA from Erpetoichthys calabaricus (reedfish), 2446 nucleotides. RefSeq names its product scavenger receptor class A, member 5 (putative) (gene scara5). The transcript is spliced from 9 exons. The coding region runs from base 665 to 2140 and encodes 491 amino acids. The record is from RefSeq and is a predicted model, not a curated record. NCBI's taxonomy places the organism in Eukaryota, Metazoa, Chordata, Cladistia, Polypteriformes, Polypteridae. Gene Ontology annotation, cellular component: membrane.
UGAGUUAGACGGAAGGUCCUUCAUGAAAAGACAUUAAUACUUAAAUAAGUCCAAAACGUAACUUGUUGAUAGAUGUAACUACGAAGCCCCGGCGUCUUCAGCAUUCCAUAAAGUGCCUUAUAAUGCUCAAAAUUCUGGUACCUUUUGUAGCAAGUUAUUUCAGUCAUUUAGUUUAAAGAAGGAAAACGCAAGGGGGCGCUUUUGUCUAAUAAAUCAGUGAAGGGUCAGUCCCGAAUAAUUAGUUUUUGCCCAGGACUGAAUGCUUAGCCUUAGAAAUGCUGGGUCCAACAAUAUGAUAUGCAUGAAAGUUCAAUUAUAGGAGACAGCAGUAGACAUACUGGACAUGAGAAUACAUCAGUCUACGGUUUUGAGACCUGGACGCCCCAUGCAGAAUAAAGCCAAAUAAACCUACCCACACACUUUGUGCAAGCAUUUCAACGCGACUAAGCUUAAACACACUUCACUUAUCGCUAGCUCAGAGGAAAUAACGGGUAUGAAAACUUAGCCUCCCCGGGGGCGGAAGAAGAGUCGCUCAAAGUGCACUUCUGUCACUGGCCGAGUUCAGUGCGGCAAAGAAAGUUUGAUUUGCGGAGGUGCAACGCUAUGCUGUGUUGAAGUGACAAGACAACAGUGGAUCUCUGUCUGCCUUCACUUACACAAGAUAAUGGAGAAUAAGGCAUUGUGCCUUCACUCAUACAGUGAACAAGAAAAUGGGUCAAUCUAUGAGGAUGGACUAGAAGAAAUGAACUGCAGAAACCUGUCGAAACUGAAUCUGUGUGAAGAAAGUUCUUCCAACCGCAGAAGGAAAGAAGAUAAUUGCUGUUCUCAUCUCAAUUCAAUAUCUGCAAUCAAGUACGCUAUUGUGGCUUUAUAUAUCCUUGUCACAUUCAGCAUCAUUGGUUUCCUGAUUACAGUAUCCAGGCCAGAGAUGUCAUCAGAGAACUUCGCAACAUUAAAGGAGAAUGUUACACGGCUGAAUGAAAACUUCAGAGACUUAAAGAGUGCCCUGUCUCAGCUCUCUUUUAAGACAGAUGUAAUGGAGAACAUCUGGAAACUUGAGGGCCUAUUUCAGAACCAUACAGACACACUGCUACAGUUAAACCAAGUGGUUCAGAGACUUGAGGCAAAUGUCCAAACAGUGCAGACCACAUCAGAAAAAACUGCCAUGUCUGUAAUAGAAAUGGGGGAUAUCUUCAAGGGUAUGAAUGAGACUACCAAGAGGAACUCCAAUCGAUUUGUGGAUGACUUAGAAAGGACAAGAUUCUCCAUGCAGGAACAUGAGAUUUUAUUAAAAAAUACAGCCAGUCAAGUCUAUGAACUCAAGGACAAAUUAGCUGAAGUAUGUGGAACCAUGAACUCAGUAAAUCGGACAUUCACUCAGGACAUUGGUAUGCAUCACAUAAAAAUUCAGGACCUCCAGCUGCAAAUAACUAAUGUCACAACAGAUACCACAGUGAUAAGACUGGCCCAGGUAAAAAUGGAAGAACAGUUAGAAAAUGAGGUAACCACACUGAACUCUGUUAUGGAAGAUCUAAGGCUUAAAGACUGGGAGCAAUCAAUAAUUCUGAAAAAUCUAACCUUAGCGGAGGGGCCUCCAGGACCAAAAGGUGACAAGGGAGACAAUGGACCCUUAGGGAUGACUGGUGCCCCCGGUUUACCUGGAUUGCGAGGAACACCAGGAGAGCGAGGGUACCAAGGACCUAAUGGGGCAAAGGGGAAUCCAGGCCUUGAUGGACUGCCAGGUCUAACUGGGGCUAAAGGAUCAAAAGGAGAAAAGGGAGACAAGGGAGACAGAGGAGAAAAAAGCAAAAAUGGUACCACUGAUGCUGUUGUAAGGUUGGUCAAUGGAUCAUCUCCCUAUGAAGGUCGAGUGGAGGUUUUUUAUGACAAGAGCUGGGGAACAGUGUGUGAUGAUGGCUGGGACAAAAAAGAUGGAGAUGUUAUCUGCAGGAUGUUGGGUUUCAAAGGAGCGAAAGAAGUUCAUAAAACUGCACGAUUUGGACAAGGAAAGGACUACAUUUGGAUGGAUGAUGUUGCUUGCAACGGAACAGAAAGCACAAUCAUUCAAUGCAGAUUUGCAGGCUGGGGGAAGACAAAUUGUGGACACGUGGAAGAUGCCGGCGUCACCUGCAAUCCAUAAUGAACUGAGGAUGAAAGGACUAAUCUGUGAUUAAAACCAGUCAUACAUCAGAUUACACAAGAAGUAUUUGAUUUUUUUUUUUGUGGUUCUUCAAAAGGUUAUCCAUUCUUAUUUCAUUGUCCAGAAUAUGAUGAGUUUUUUCAUGUGUUUUCAAGGAGUUUUUUUUUUUUUUAAAUUGAUCAAUUACCAGAGCUUUCUAGUCUUCCUGCUUUGAUCCAUGUUAUGCAUUGAAAAAUAUAUUUUGUUUAAUAGGCUUAUUUUUAUUUUCAAAUUAUAAAAAAGUUACAUAAUUACUAGAUUUUUUUG